ACCAAUCGCCAAUUUCCUGGAACUUGUUGACAAUUCAAAAAAUCCCCUAAUAGGAAUAAUUUAAGAUGGAAUUUCAAUAUUCCAUAUUAAGAAUUAUAUUCCAUAUUUGCUUACUUUACUUAUUUGGUAUUUAAAAUAUAGAGACACAUCAUAUUAAAUAAAAAACAAUAUAUUCAAUUUAUUUUAGCUGCGACAAGUGGUGUUCGAUUUCGCUCAAAAAGAAUUAGCACCUAAAGCGGCCGAAAUAGACAAAAACAACAAUUUCUCCGAAUUGAGAAACUUUUGGAAGAAACUCGGACAGUUGGGAGUUCUCGGAAUAACAGCGAGCACCGAUUAUGGAGGCACAGGAGGGAAAUAUUCUGAUCACUGCGUUAUUAUGGAGGAACUAUCUAGGGCUUCCGGCAGUAUAGGAUUAUCAUAUGGUGCCCAUUCCAACUUAUGUGUAAACCAAAUUAAUAGAAACGGCACACAUGAACAAAAAAGCAAAUAUUUACCAAAGUUAUGCUCCGGAGAACAUAUGGGUGCUUUAGCUAUGUCCGAACCUGGAUCAGGCAGUGAUGUUGUCUCUAUGAAAUUGAGAGCUGAAAAGAAGGGAGAUUACUACGUGCUCAACGGCAAUAAGUUCUGGAUCACGAACGGAUGUGAUGCUGACGUUUUAGUGGUCUACGCAAAAACGAAUACGACGAGCAAACCUCAACACGGAAUAACAGCAUUUUUGAUUGAAAAAGACUUUCCUGGCUUUACGACAGCACAAAAGCUGGAUAAACUUGGAAUGAGAGGAUCCAACACAUGCGAGCUAGUGUUUGAAGACUGCAAGGUUCCAGCUACAAACAUACUUGGUGAAGAAAACAAGGGUGUGUAUGUGCUUAUGUCAGGGUUAGAUUUGGAACGUCUGGUGUUAGCUGCAGGUCCAGUAGGACUGAUGCAAGCAUCCAUAGAUGUUGCAUUCCAAUACGCACACACGAGGAAGCAAUUCGGAAAGUCGAUUGGAGAGUUCCAAUUAUUACAGGGCAAAAUGGCAGAUAUGUACACUACUUUGAGCGCGUGCCGUAGCUACCUUUAUAACGUAGCAAAGGCGUGCGAUGAUGGCCACGUGAACAGCAAAGAUUGCGCGGGAGUAAUACUUUACUGUGCAGAAAAAGCAACACAGCUUGCCUUGGAUGCUAUACAAAUACUUGGUGGAAAUGGCUACAUAAACGACUACCCAACUGGCAGAAUACUUAGAGACGCCAAACUCUAUGAAAUUGGUGCAGGCACUUCAGAAAUAAGAAGAAUGCUUAUAGGAAGAGCACUCAAUAAUGAAUACAAAUAAUACAAGCUUAU
Messenger RNA from Diatraea saccharalis (sugarcane borer), 1323 nucleotides. Lineage: Eukaryota; Metazoa; Arthropoda; Insecta; Lepidoptera; Crambidae. The record is from the annotation of a GenBank genome assembly.